CGUGCUGCUGCCUAGCAACGAAGAAACCUACGUCUCGAGUCGCAGCGAUCUCCAUCCUAGAUCAUGAGCGCAAGACAGAUAAUCCAAGUCUUUGAGAAUUACCAAAAGGCGAGAAUACAGUUUGUACAGACCGUGGCUGAGCUGAGUUCGCGCCCACAAAACAUCGAGAUACUACAGAAUGCGGGAGUCAUGUCAUUGCUGCGGCCUCUCUUGCUUGAUGUCGUCCCUACUGUCCAACAGACGGCAGCUCUGGCGCUCGGACGGUUGGCAAACUAUAGUGAUGACUUGGCAGAGGCGGUUGUGAAGGGAGACAUCCUGCCCCAACUUGUCUACAGUCUAGCAGAGCAGAAUCGAUUUUACAAAAAGGCAGCGGCAUUUGUGUUGAGAGCUGUUGCGAAGCAUUCGCCUCAGCUUGCUCAAGCGGUUGUGGACUCGGGUGCAUUGGAUGCUCUUGUGGUGUGUCUCGAAGAGUUUGAUCCGGGAGUGAAGGAGGCAGCAGCAUGGGCAUUAGGAUACAUUGCAAGACAUAAUGGGGAGCUGUCUCAAGCUGUUGUCGAUGCUGGUGCCGUUCCUCUGCUUGUGUUGUGCAUCCAAGAACCUGAAAUGUCAUUGAAGCGAAUUUCGGCAUCAGCUCUAAGUGACAUCAGCAAACAUUUGCCAGAAUUGGCUCAAACUGUUGUAGAUGCAGGAGCUAUUGCUUACCUGGCACAGAUGAUUCACAGUUCUGAUGCAAAGCUAAAGCGCCAAGUCUUCUCCGCUCUCAGUCAGAUUGCAAAACACUCAGUAGAGUUAGCAGAAAUGGUCGUGGAAGCAGAGAUAUUCCCUUCUAUCCUCAUUUGCUUGCAAGACUCCGACUUGUAUGUGCAGAAAAACUGUGCGACAUUGAUUCGAGAAGUUGCUAAGCACACCCCCGAAUUGUCACAGUUGAUAGUAAAUGCCGGUGGCAUUGCUACUGUUGUUAAUUACAUUGCACAGUCGAGUGGCAAUGUGAGACUGCCGGGUAUCAUGAUGUUGGGAUAUGUUGCUGCUCAUUCUGAGACUCUUGCUAUGGCUGUCAUUGUGUCGAAGGGUGUUGUUCAACUGGCCAUUGUGUUAUCUGAAGAGAACGAAGACCAUGUCAAAGCUGCAACUGCUUGGGCUUUGGGACAAAUCGGUCGACACACACCUGAACACAGCAAAGCAAUUGCUACAUCAAACGUCCUAUCUAAGCUCCUUCAAUGCUAUGUGGAUGUAAAUAGCUCUGAAGAUCUACAGAAUAAGUCAAAGAAAGCGUUGAAGGGUAUCCUCCAGAAGUGUGUUCAUCUGCCGGCUCUGGAGCCUUUGCUUCAUGACGCGCCUCCGAAUAUACUCAAGCACGUUGUUGGUCAGUUUUCGAAGGUUCUGCCGCACGACGCGAAGGCCCGUCGUCUAUUUGUAACAAGCGGAGGACUGAAGAAAGUGCAGGAGAUCAGAGCUGAAGCAGGCAGCGCUCUAUAUGAUUAUAUAAUGGCAAUAAACAAUUGUUAUCCAGAGGAGAUUGUGAGGUAUUACUCUCCCGGCUACUCAGACAAGCUACUAGAACGGAUCGACCAGUACAAUCCUGCCACGAUGCAGUGAAAUGUAUUGCUGUAUGUCGUGUUGUUAUCUUGCUGCAUGUCUGUGUAUUCAUCAGUAGUGUGACAUGGUAGUUAUAUAGUUAUACAUUGUACAUGCAUGUAUGUAUACACAGACCCGAACAUCCAACAUGACACAGAUUAGAUGGUGAGCGUAGUGAGUGUGAUAGUGAGGCCUCAUUGUUAUCAAUAUGUAAGUAGCAAUAGAAAUGGGAUGACUCUUUCAAUGCA
Molecule: messenger RNA, 1823 nt
Organism: Corticium candelabrum
Lineage: Eukaryota; Metazoa; Porifera; Homoscleromorpha; Homosclerophorida; Plakinidae
Product: sperm-associated antigen 6-like
Exons: 10
Coding region: 64-1596 (510 amino acids)
Biological process (GO): epithelial cilium movement involved in extracellular fluid movement; neuron projection extension; sperm axoneme assembly
Cellular component (GO): sperm principal piece; acrosomal vesicle; axoneme
Molecular function (GO): microtubule binding
Source: RefSeq, a predicted model, not a curated record